Molecule: messenger RNA, 2815 nt
Organism: Clupea harengus (Atlantic herring)
Lineage: Eukaryota; Metazoa; Chordata; Actinopteri; Clupeiformes; Clupeidae
Product: caseinolytic mitochondrial matrix peptidase chaperone subunit B
Exons: 16
Coding region: 473-2503 (676 amino acids)
Biological process (GO): cellular response to heat
Cellular component (GO): cytoplasm; mitochondrion
Molecular function (GO): ATP hydrolysis activity; ATP binding; protein binding
Source: RefSeq, a predicted model, not a curated record
UGCCCCCCCUGGUGGCUCACGCCAUCGCCCUAGUAACCGUCGCUAGGUUUAGCCAUUACAACUUCCGUGUACAGAACAACAGACAUUACACUAUUACAUGUUGGCCAUAAUGUGUUUAUUUAAUUUCGUAUUGCUUUGGAACGGAUGUUUUUGUCGGGUUGUGUUUAGACUAGUGUGUGAUUAAUGUUUUAGAGAAGACGGAACUGUGCAGCGUCCCAUUCGGAGUGCUUUCAGAACUACAUUUCCUACAAUGCUUAGCGUUGGGGUGACAACACGCUGCGGAUGUUUUCCUCCUCGUAGAAGCCGAAGGUUUCCAGGUGUCCUGCUAGCAUUCUUGUGAAACUUAUGCCUGAUAUUACAAUCAAUACCAAACCCGGAUCAUAAAAUAAACGAGUGGGCUUUACAGCUGUUGUGGAAGCGCGUGAGAGCGGAGGAUUCGCGAGCGGCUUCAUAAAGAGGUUAGUAGAGCAGAAUGCUGCUGUCAUCCGUACCACAGCGCAUGCUGAUGCGAAGGUCGCGCAGCCUGUCACCGUGUCGCGUGCUGCAAACGACCGGAGCCGACUCGUCUUGCUCCACAGGACGUCAUGGUUUGCGCGAGGUAGUGGAUGCCAAUCGGAAUCCCCUCGUGUCCACGUCUCGAGUGUCGAGGAAGGGCAUUUUGAGCGAGGAGGCUAGCUCCACGAAUGUGACCCCGCACGUGCAAUACCACCACCUCGCCACGCGGUGGCUAACCAACCUGCAGGGCCGCCGGAAUUCGUGGGCUGCGCUCGCCAGCAGAGGGCGCGAGAAUAACUACUGGGAUGGAGCGGGCGGAAGAGAAAGCCGCUCGUCACGGGCCGCGAGCGCAGGGGUGCUGUCGGCCGCCGCACUCGCGUUCUGCCUGAAGAAAGACUCAGACUCCAAAGGUGGAUCCCUUCUGCAGGCUGCAAGGACCAGCAGUUCUCAGGAAGUCCUCAGGUUAUUGGCUGAAGGAGCUGAUGUUAAUCAUCGUCAUAAAUUGGGCUGGACACCACUCAUGGUGGCUGCUAUGAACCGACAACACAAUGUGGUGAAGGUGUUGCUGGAAAAGGGGGCGGAUCCUAACCUGGGCGAUGACUUCAGUAAUGUGUAUGAAGUCUCCCGUGAGAAGAGCAUCCAUUCUCUUGAGGUCCUGGUGAGUCGUGAGGAUGAGUUCAGCAGUCGUCUGAGCUCCAGGGCAAACUUCAGAGGCUGCUCCCCUCUCCACUACGCCGUCCUGGCCGACGACCUCACCACCGUCAACAUGCUGCUGGAGGCAGGUGCUGACCCCCUCCAGUCCAACAGCCAGGGGCACAAGCCAGCGCAGUACGCCAAGGACGGCCCACUACAGGACCUGCUCAAGGAGUGGGAAGGCAAGUUUGUUGAGGCUCGUCAGAAGCGGGAGGCGCAGGAGAGGAGGCGGUUCCCUCUGGAGCGACGACUGAAGGAGCACAUCAUUGGCCAGGAGGGAGCCAUCAACACCGUAGCUGCAGCCAUCAGGAGGAAGGAAAAUGGGUGGUAUGAUGAAGAGCAUCCACUGGUCUUCCUCUUCCUCGGCUCCUCUGGCAUUGGUAAGACAGAACUGGCAAAACAGGUGGCUCGGUACAUGCACAAAGACAUCAAGAAGGGUUUUAUACGGGUGGACAUGUCCGAAUUUCAGGAAAAACAUGAGGUGGCUAAGUUGAUUGGCUCUCCCCCUGGUUAUGUGGGCCAUGACGAGGGUGGUCAGCUGACCAAGCGUCUGAAGGAGUGUCCCAACGCCGUGGUUCUGUUUGACGAGGUCGACAAGGCCCACCCCGACGUCCUCACCGUCAUGUUGCAGCUCUUUGACGAGGGGAGGCUCACCGAUGGUAAGGGGAAGACCAUAGAGUGUAAGGACGCUGUCUUCAUCAUGACGUCUAAUGUGGCCAGUGAGGAUAUUGCCCAGCAUGCUUUGCACCUGCGGAAAGAAGCCCAAGAACAGAGCCGACGACGUCUGGCUGAAAAACUGGAGGAGGUUCAGAAGAGCAGUGACGUCACCAUCUCCAAGCAGUUUAAAGAAGAGGUCAUACGUCCAAUUCUGAAGAGUCAUUUCCGUAGGGAUGAGUUUCUGGGGCGGAUCAAUGAGAUUGUUUACUUCCUCCCUUUCUGCCACGCCGAACUCAUUCAGCUCGUCAGCAAGGAGCUCACCUUCUGGGCCAAGAAGGCGAAGCAGAGGCACAACAUCACACUGCUGUGGGAUCGGCCAGUGCUGGACCUGUUGGCAGGGGGCUACAACCUGCACUACGGGGCUCGCUCCAUUAAACACGAGGUCGAGCGCUGUGUGGUGAACCAGUUGGCCGCCGCCUAUGAGCAGGAGCUCCUCCCCAAAGGCUGCACGCUCCGCCUCUGUGUCGAUACGCCAUUGGAGGAGGAGGGAGGGGCGGGGCCUACACUCAAACUGGAGGUGGUGGGGGACGACAGCUCGACACGCCCACUGCACAUACGACCCCCCCUCAACCCAGACCCCAUGGGCUUCGCACACUAACACACACACACACACACACACACACACACACACACGCCCACUGGACAUACGACCCCCCCUCAACCCAGACCCCAUGGGCUUCGCACACUAACACACACACACACACACACACACACACACACACACACACACACACACACGCCCACUGCACAUACGACCCCCCCUCAACCCAGACCCCAUGGGCUUCGCACACUAACACACACACACACACACACACACACACACACACACAGGACAUACAAACCCCACAUCAAUCCAGUGGACAUGGGGUUCGCACACUAACACACACACACACACACACACACACACACA